AUGGUUGUAAUAAUAGACGAUGUAGACAAUCUUUGUUCUGGAUAUUUAGAAAGUCUUAUUCGUCAUGAAAAUUCAAUUCAUGCAUCUUAUAACCAACCACCUAUUGAUAUAAUUCCUUUGCUUAUGCAACACAUUGAACAGUUCAAAAAUUUAUUAGUUAAUGAGAUUCAUAAACGAUUUCCACUUCAUUAUACUAAAUCAGGCAAACAGCUUAUCAAAUUUCCAUGUACUGAUAGUGAAUUUGUAGCAAUAUUUGGAAAACAGUUAAAUCAAUUUUCACCAGCAAAAUGUAUCUAUCAAUGUAUUUUCAAAGGUUAUGCAGCAGAAGCUAUGUUAGGAGAAUUACUUGGUGAUAAACAAUGGGGAACACGAUAUUAUGAAGCAAAUCAAAAAAGCUUCGUUCAAUUGUAUCUACAAGAAAAUGUAGUUUGUGAGAAUAAUUCAAAUCAAUCACUUGAAUCUUAUGACAUUUCAAAUAUCAAAACUGUUACAAUAGUACCACCAGAAAUGACUGUAGAAUGGUUUCAAGAAAAUAUUAAGGAUGCAAAAGGACAUGAAACAUCAGGUGGACAAUUAAGAAUUAGAUUUUGUUUAGACCAAGAAUAUUAUGGAUAA
This is a messenger RNA of Entrophospora sp. SA101, 615 nucleotides long. The record is from the annotation of a GenBank genome assembly. NCBI's taxonomy places the organism in Eukaryota, Fungi, Glomeromycota, Glomeromycetes, Entrophosporales, Entrophosporaceae.